AAGAAAAAUAUUGAUAUUAUUAAUGUUUUGAGCUAAAACAUUUUAUGAAGUAAUUUAUUAGCUGUGGACUGUUAUACUAAUAUGUCAAUUGUUAAAAUUACCAUUCAACAUUGAAUUAUUUGUACAUCUGAAAGCGAUACAAACGUUUUAAUUCAGUAGUCAAACCUUAAACACACAACAACAAAGUUAGAUGCUAGUAUAAAUUAGAUGUUACAAGCAACGACUUGUCGGCUUUAUUUUACACUGCCUCCACUAAAAUCCUAAUACAAGUCUUUGAAAACAAUGAAAGUAAUUUCAUCAAAACCUAUACAAAACUUCAAAUCCCCAAAGAAGCUUCGUCAGAAAACACCUGCUUAUGUCAUGUUUCAAUUCCACACGCAAAGUAAGAUUCCAAUACUUUCUUAAUCACAUUACAACUCAUGUUGGAUAUAUUGUGUAUACAUCACAAAUGAUUCUAGCAUGUUCAAGCAACAUAGUUCAAUUCGAUCAACGUCGUGUACGUGGACUAAGUCUGAGACACAUAGAAGGGAUCAGUUAGUGUGUAUUUAUUUUUAAUUUUUGCAAUUGUCAGUGUCUAAGUUGAGGACCAAAUAAUUUAUCAGGGAAUUGAAACCGAUGAGUAGCUCAAUCCAGAUUUUUUUUAUAUGGGAUGUAAACCAUGACCGAAUCUCUCCUGGCUGAACAAAUGAUAAUUUAGCUCCCGGUAAAACUUGAACCCAUAAUUAACGAAUUUAUGUCUUUUUCUAAAAUCUUACAACCGAGCUAUCAGUUGGUUAGUGUGCAUUUUUUUUCAAAAUAGUAACGAGCACAAAUACAAAAGGUUAAGAAUGUAUUUAAUUGGUAAAAAUUUAGUGGACUUAGAGUAAUUUUAGAUCUAAUGUAAAAUAUUACUCUAGAUAAAUCAACCAGUUGUACCUUCAAUAAUAUAUUUUUUAUAUAUGUAUUAACAUUUCUUAAGAAAAAAGUUGAGAUUUGAUGUGAAAAUAAGAGAUGUACAAGCACUAAUUUAUCAAUCAUUGAACUUCUGAUGCUACUCUUUUCUUUAAAUAAAAAACAAAAAUCGGAAAUUUAAGAAAACAAAUCGUUUUGAUGCGAAAGAUAUUAAUAACAUUGUUGUAAUUUAAUGGGGUCAAAUUUGGACAUGAAGCUCCUUCUGAAUUAUAUUCCUACGUUAGAAGAUGGUAAUAUAAUUCCUUAGUUCAUAAAAUAUAAAAUUCCUAUAAUUUUAUGCAUAUUAAAAAUAUAAUAAAAAUUAUAAUAAAUAUAUUAUUUAUUUUAGUAUACAUGUUUAUAAUUAUGAAUCAAUAAUAUUGAAUUAUUUUAAUAUUUUAGUUAAUAUUUAUUAAAAGUUUACAACUUAAAAUUUUUAUAAGAUGUUGUGAAACAAGAAAAAAAAUAUUAAAAAAUAUCUUUUCAAAACUGAGGAAGUACAAAAUAUCAUAAGGGCAUAAUGGACAUUUGAUUAGAACAAUACCUGUUCAGACAUAUGAAAGAUUUGUUGUCAGAGUUUCAAAAGCCGUUCCCAUGCUUACUUCCUCUCUCUCUCUUUCUCUAUUGUAACUUUAGAAGUUUCCUUAUCCUCUCUUGAAAAAUGCAAGAUAUUCAUGAUUACUCGAUGACCGGAGGAGGAGGAGGAGGAGGAGGAGGAGGAAGAACAGGGAGGUUUUUCGGUGGCGGAGGAGGCGGAGAUCGGAGGAUGAGAGUGCAUCAGAACAAUAUCCUUAACCAUCACCAAUCUCUCAAGUGUCCUCGUUGCAACUCUCUCAACACAAAGUUCUGUUACUACAACAACUACAAUCACUCUCAGCCUCGACACUUUUGCAAAAACUGCCGUCGUUACUGGACCAAAGGCGGCGUCCUCCGUAACGUUCCCGUCGGAGGUGGUUGCCGUAAAGCCAAACGUUCCAAGUCUAAGCAGCCUCCGUCAUCAUCGUCAACUUCCACCGCCGACAAACCAAUGGCACAAGACGGAGAGGAGAAACCAUGCAGCAGCGAGAGCUCUUCUCUCCCCGCCGGCGCCGCCACUGCCGCUGCAGCAAAAGGCGUUAUGGGCGCUGAUAUGCAUAAUAUUAAACUCUACGGAAACGGGAUAGAAUGGUCUACGUUGCUAGGACAAGGUUCAUCUGACGGUGGAGUUUUCGAGAUGGGUGGUUUUACCGCGUUGUCGAUUGAUACGACACCGUUUGGAUUCGGAGGUAAUACUGUACAGCAGCAGUUUGAGGAUCGAACGGCUCAGGUUGAUCCCACUAUGGAAUUUGAACCGUUGGAUUGGGGAAGUGGUGGAGGUGAUCAAACACUCUUUGAUCUAACCAGUACCGCUGAUCAUGCAUACUGGAGUCACCAAGAUCAGAAUGAUCUUACCUUCCACAAUUCUGACAGCUUCUCUUCUUUUUGAUCCACAAAUAUAUUAUACACAUAUAAGGGUUGGCACGGAUCUCAUGCUUGACAUGACAUGCAUUCUACAUGGCUGAAGUGGAUCCCAUUUCCAUGUCGUAAUGUCAAUGGCUGACGUACUUAAAUCAAUGGUCGGCUCGUUGUUUUCUCCAACUCCAAUCGUUGCUCGAAGAAGACUUCAAAUAUCUUAGCCGAGAGAGAAAGAAAGAGUACGGAUGGAUCCUUUGUGUGUUUAAAUAAAAACCGACUGUGGGCCGUUGGAUUAGUAAAAGCUCUUAAACGCUUAGAAUCGGAACGGUGACAGCGCGAAUCAAUGGUGAUGAUGUUGAUGAGGGGUCCACAUUAGGUAGGUGGUGGUCACUGUAGGGAAAAACACUUGAAGGAGAGUAGGUCCAUCAAGGCAUGUGCGUAAGUUGUAAAAUCUCACACACAACGGGAAUGUUGGGUUGGGCGGUUGGGAUUGUCUGUGGGUUGGUUAUGAUUCCACCAUGUUCCCUAAUGUUUUCGCUAACAGUUUCAUGAUUUCUAUUGUAACUUUUCAUUGAUCGACUCGUUUGACAUAAUUAGAAGAUCUUUGUGCUCCUAA
This is a messenger RNA of Brassica rapa (field mustard), 2980 nucleotides long. RefSeq names its product dof zinc finger protein DOF5.4. The record is from RefSeq and is a predicted model, not a curated record. Gene Ontology annotation, molecular function: DNA binding; DNA-binding transcription factor activity. Lineage: Eukaryota; Viridiplantae; Streptophyta; Magnoliopsida; Brassicales; Brassicaceae. Gene Ontology annotation, biological process: regulation of DNA-templated transcription.